Pangasianodon hypophthalmus (striped catfish) is the source of this 3985-nucleotide messenger RNA. RefSeq names its product NACHT, LRR and PYD domains-containing protein 12-like. The coding region runs from base 90 to 2807 and encodes 905 amino acids. The record is from RefSeq and is a predicted model, not a curated record. Lineage: Eukaryota; Metazoa; Chordata; Actinopteri; Siluriformes; Pangasiidae. The transcript has 10 exons. Gene Ontology annotation, molecular function: protein binding.
CCGGUGAAAGUGAAAGUCCAUUUAGUGAAGAAAGGAAGCAAAUCAUUGGCAGGAGAAAAACACAUUAAGUGUAAUCUGUAGGAGGAGACAUGACCUCCAACAUGAGUGUGUCUGUGAACCAGGACUUAAAGAAAAAUGAGAGUCUGAUUCAGGGUGAGAGAUCAGACUCACCUGAACCCAGCUGUGUGUCCAUGAAGAGUGACGCGUCAAUGGGUCAACCAAUGCGCUUUAGAGAGAGAGACAGUAUGACCGAUCUGAGAUCAUUAAAGAGAAAGAGAUCAGACUCAUCUGAACCCAGCUGUGUGUCCAUGAAGAGUGACAACUCAAUGGAUCCUCCAUUGCGCUUUAGAGACACAGACUGUGCUACUGAUCUGAGAACACAGAAGAAUAAAUCAAAAAUCACUGAGAAGAGUCAUUUGGAGGCCAUAUUCAAGGAUCUGGAGCACAAAGUCAUCACUCUGUUAAAGAAUGAGCUGAAGAGAUUUAAGAAGCUCCUGAGUUCAGAUUACCCAGCAUGCUCUGAGAGGGAGGUGGAGGAUGAGGAGGAUCAGAGCAGUGUCAGAGAGGGAGCGCUGAAGAUCACGCUGCACGUCCUGAAGAACAUGAACCACACAGAUCUCGCUAACACACUGCAGAACAAACUCGUGUACCAGCAGAAACUCAAAUCCAAACUGAGAGAGAAAUGUAAAAGAAUUAAUGAAGGAAUCUCACAGCAUGGAAGCUCGGCACUUCUGAAUGAGAUCUACACAGAUCUUUACAUCACAGAGGGUUGGAGUGGAGACAUCAAUAAUGAACAUGAGGUGAGACAGAUUGAGACAGCGUCCAAGAGACCAGAAACACAGGAGACACCCAUUAAAUGUAAUGAGCUCUUUAAAGACAAGUCCAUCAGAAGUGUGCUGACUAAAGGAGUUGCUGGAAUUGGAAAAACAGUCUCUGUGCAGAAGUUCAUUCUGGACUGGGCCGAAGGAAAAGCAAAUCAGGACGUCACCUUCAUGUUUCCACUUCCCUUUAGGGAGCUGAAUUUGAUGAAACAGAAAAAUCUCAGUCUGAUGAAACUUCUUCAUGACCUUUUCCCAGAAAUAAAAGAAUUACAAUUAAUAGACUGUAAUGUUCACAAAGUGAUAUUCAUCUUUGAUGGUCUGGAUGAGUGUCGACUUCCUCUAAAUUUCCAGAACAAUGAGAGUUUGUGUGAUGUGACAGAGUCAGCCUCAGUGGACGUGCUGCUGACAAACCUCAUCAAGGGGAAUCUGCUUCCCUCUGCUCUCCUCUGGAUAACCUCUCGCCCAGGAGCAGCCAAUCAGAUCCCUCCUGAGUGUGUAAACCAGGUAACAGAGGUACGAGGGUUCAGUGAUCCUCAGAAAGAAGAGUACUUCAGGAAGAGGAUCAGUGAUCAGAGCCUGGCCAAUAAAAUCAUCACACACAUGAAGUCUUCACGAAGCCUCUACAUCAUGUGCCACAUCCCAGUCUUCUGCUGGAUUUCAGCCACUGUUCUAGAGAGAAUGUUGGGUGAAGCAGCGAGUGGAGAGAUCCCCAAGACUCUGACUCAAAUGUUCACACACUUCCUGAUCUUUCAGAUCAAACACAAGGAUCAAAAGUACCAUCAGAAAUGUGACCCUGAUCCUCAGAAGACCAGAGAGAGUAUCCUGGCACUGGGAAAACUGGCUUUCCAACAGCUGGAGAAAGGAAACCUGAUCUUCUAUGAGGAAGACCUGAGAGAGUGUGGCAUUGAUGUCAGUGAAGUGUCAGUGUACUCAGGAGUGUGUACCCAAAUCUUCAGAGAGGAGUUUGGGCUUCACCUGGGGAAGGUGUUCAGCUUUGUACAUCUGAGUGUUCAGGAGUUUCUGGCUGCUUUAUAUGCAUUUCUCUCUUUCAUCAGCAGAAGUGUAACAGACCAACAAACCACUCAUCUGUCUGAUCUUUUAACCAAAUCAAACAUGUCUGAUUUCCUGAGGUGUGCAGUGAACAAGGCCUUACAAAGUGAGAAUGGACACCUGGACCUGUUCCUCCGCUUCCUUCUGGGUCUCUCACUGGAGUCCAAUCAGACUCUCUUACGAGAAAUAAUGCCCCAGACAGGAAGCAGCUCUCACAGCAAACAGGAUACAGUCGAGUACAUCAAGGAGCAGAUCAGGGAGAAUCCAUCUCCAGAGAAAUCCAUCAAUCUGUUCCACUGUCUGAAUGAACUGAAUGAUCAUUCUCUAGUGCAGGAAGUACAGCAUUACCUGAAAAGCAGAGAUUCCUGGUGUCUCAGGAGAGUCAGACUCUCUCCUGCUCAGUGGUCAGCUCUGGUGUUUGUGUUGCUGAACUCAGAAGAGAAUCUGGAUGUAUUUGAUUUGAGUAAAUAUGACACAUCAGAGGAAUGUCUUCUGAGGCUGAUGCCAGUGGUCAAAGCAUCCAGAAAAGCUAAGCUGUAUCACUGUGAUCCCACAGAGGAAAGCUGUAGAGCUCUGUCCUCAGUUCUCAGCUCAAACUCCUCCACUCUGAGAGAACUGGACCUGAGUUACAAUAAACUGCAUGAUUCAGGAGUGAAGCUGCUCUCUGCUGGACUGGAGAAUCCACACUGUACACUGGAGAAACUGAGGCUGCGUCGGGGUAAACUCACAGAGGAAAGCUCUAGAGCUCUGUCCUCAGUUCUCAGCUCAAACUCCUCCAGUCUGAGAGAACUGGACCUGAGUGACAAUAAACUGCAGGAUUCAGGAGUGAAGCUGCUCUCUGCUGGACUGGAGAAUCCACACUGUGCACUGGAGAUACUGAGCUCUGAAGUCAAACACUUCAUCACACCUGAGAGAACUGAAUCUGAACUACAAUAAACCAGGAGAAUCAGUAGUGAAGCUGCUCUCUGAUCUACUGAAGGAUCCACACUGUAAACUGAAGAAACUACAGUGAGUUACUGACUGAAACACACACACACACACACACACACACACACAGUAACAGUGAUUUGGUGGUUUAAUGUCUCUUUAUACACUUCAGAGGAGAUUCUGUAUCUUAAUGUGUUUGUACAGUAAUAAGAAAUAAAAACACUGUUCUGCAUUUGGGUUCUCUCUGGGAAAAGAGUGGGAGAGAGCUUGCCCCUGGUGAAGGAGAUUAAGCAUUUUGGCAUUUUAUUCAUGAGGAAUGAAAAAACUGUUAGAUUGACAAACAGUGAUUAAAUUAACACCAGUGUUACAGUCAGAUUUACAGUCACUGUACUGGUCUGUGGGAGUGAAGCAAGAGCUCAGUAUGUGGACAAACCUCUCUGCUUACUACGUCCCUCCUCUCAUCUCUCUGCUUACAAUCUACAUCUCUGUCCUCAACGAUCAUCACAAGCUGUGAGUAGUGACCGUAGGAAUACUCCAGUUUGAGGUUGUUCAGGCAGCUGAUGAGGGCGCCCCCUGGUGGCUUUAUCAGGCAAUCGUGUGUUUCUCCCAGAAACAAUGAUCCAGCCCCCCAAUUUUUACAUCAUUUGUGGUAUUUAUGGUUUUGUAUUUUGUAUACCUGAAUCUGUCUUUUUGUACGUUUUGUGUAAAAAAAAAUGUUUUACUGAUUACAUAGUUUAAUCAUUUCUGUUUGUUUUAUAGUUUAAUAUGUGUAUUUGGAAAUCUGCAAUAUAAAUACUGUACUUUUACACACACACACAAAGAGAAACAGAAAAUAUUAACUUAAAUUGUAGUUUUGAUAUUAUGGGGACAAAAUUUAGUGUCACAUGCUUUAGAUACAGAUUUAAAAGACCCCUGUCCCAGACACACACACAAACACACACACACACACACACACACAGUACAUGCAAAAUGAUCUAAGUAAAAGGAUAAAUUAUAUUUCUGUAUGUUUUUUUUUGAGAUGUCACUGUUCUGAUAUAUCAUCAUUUCUCUCCCAGGCUGUGUGGGUGUAAUCUCACAAAGGAAAGCUGUAGAGCUCUGUCCUCAGUUCUAAGCUCAAACUCCUCCAGUCUGAGAGAACUGGACCUGAGUAACAAUAACCUCCAGGAUUCAGGAGUGAAGCUGCUCUC